Pecten maximus is the source of this 1336-nucleotide messenger RNA. RefSeq lists its product as uncharacterized. Lineage: Eukaryota; Metazoa; Mollusca; Bivalvia; Pectinida; Pectinidae. The coding region runs from base 175 to 525 and encodes 116 amino acids. The transcript is spliced from 5 exons. The record is from RefSeq and is a predicted model, not a curated record.
CUGUAUGGGUUAUUGGUGUCAGUAUCUGACAUGGUAUAGGCGGAGUCUAUUGGUGUAGUAUCAAUUUGUCCGAUACAAAAAGCAAACAUCGGGGAUAGAGUGAGGUAAGAAAUUAAGAACAAAAUGCCGGAAAGUGGCAAACCUGCGCACCACUGAUACUUCGUGGAUGUUAAGAUGACGUCAUUGUGGACACUAUAUAUUUGUUUGAGUUGGUGUCUCCGGCACGUGCUUUCUCUCGUGCCUUGUAACAAUGCGUCACUUCCUGGAUAUUGUUACGAGGGAUGGCACUGCUGUGAUAAUGGUUGGUGCUGCUCCGAUGAUUUCAUAUGUGGUGACAACCGAUGUAUCUACCUCAAGGGUCUGUAUGUACCUAUCGGGAUCGCUGUGAUAUCGAUAUGUAUUGGAUUAUUUGUCUUUUUGCAUCAAAUGCGUAAAAAGAAGAAGUUUGAUCUGACAAAUAGGCUGACCAAUUCAUCAAAGGAAAAGUUACGAGAUCCCGAGGUCCUAUUGAAUGAGCAUUUUUAACGGAGCUUAUUACUGAACUUAUUAGAUCACAAGUGGUCACGUGACACCAUACUAACUUUUCCUAAAGAAGGCCCCACAGCCUUGUCUUUGAGACUUUGACGUUGUGACGUAAUGUCGUAAUAUAACGUCACUGAUCGAUAUUGACAUACGCACUUACGGUUUGGUCAAAUGUAUCCGAGUAACAUCUUAUAUUGUAUAAUAUGUAACUGGCCUAGAUUAUGUAAAUGGGUGGUCAUCUUACAAGCCAGGUAAGCUUCACCUUAUGGUAUAUAAUAUACUCAGGUAUAGCUUUAUGUUAGUAAUGGAAUGAUCCGCUAUGUUACAUGGACUAGAAGAUGGUUAGAAAUUAUGUAUCUGUUGAUCACAGAGAAAUAUUAAAAGCGUGAUAACAUUGUCCUGUGUAAUGCUUAUAAGAUAAGUGAUAAAAAAUAUCUAAAACUCAUUUUUAUUUCAUAUGAGAUGUUAGUAACCUCGCUUCGAGAGUUUGAUCUUUGCUCGCCACGGCUCAAAAAAGUAAUUUUUAAUGCUAUAUGGAAUAAUGAAAAACACAAUGAGAUAAAAACGAAACUGUAGUUACAGUGGAAUUAUAUUAGUUAUAUCAUUCAGAAUAUACUUCUGUUAUACAUGUGUGUAAACAACCUGAAUUCCUUCUGGCCUAAUAUAACAUAAUAUUACACCUGUUAAAAGAUAUGAAACAUUUAAUUAAUGGCGGAAAGGGGAUACUUGUAUAUGCUUUACCAAUGUAAGGUUGUUAUGGUGUUAUAGUGUGACAAUAUUUUGUGUUUUUGUUGAAUAAAUGAUAAUCAACUGA